GCGGCGACCGGCGAGGAGACGCGAACGCAUCCAACGUGGGCACAAGCGCCCCUGUCCAGGCUUUGCAUCUCCCGAUCAUUUCAUGCUCGACGUCUGCCUGCCGCGACACUCGCGAGGAGAAGCAAUGUCCCGCCGCCCCCACCUAGCUGCAGCGGCAGCACUCAGCUCACAUGCCUCGCACCCCCUUGCCAUUGCCCGCGCGUCGCCGGCCGUCAGAUCUCCGAGUUUACACGCUACAGUGAGGUCCAACAACAGCGCCGCGUGUUCCUUCCCGCAGCCUGGUGUGGGGAAAGAGGGCCGCGAACAUCCCCCCGUGCUAUCUAGACGCGAGCGCAGCGGCAGUGGCGGAAGCUCCUCAGUGCGAGCCUGCGAGGAGACGAGUGAGGCCGCUUCCGAGUCACAACAAGCGAAACAAAAGAGCACGAAGUGCUCCACCAGUACCCCAUCGUCACUUUCACCGGGGAUCACGCCCACACAGAGCUUUGCUCUCCUUCAACUUCAACAAGAAGGGACUUUCACUCCUUGAUCCAGUUCCGGUGGGUAGCAUGGAUAAAAAAGGAGGCUUGGCUCACCAUAGCAAGCCUUUUUUUUUUGCGAGCCAUGAUAUAUUUUACAUAAUCGGGGCACUAGGUUCUUGAUGUCUAAGGAGAUUGCAAGCCAUGCUUCUUAAUUUCGUGAUACUUAGCUUUAUUUUCUAACUUCAUUAUAUCUAUUCUAAACUUCUUCCUAGUGGCGGGCGCAGGAUUUGAAGGCUGGGUAUUCAAAAAAAAGCUAGACAGCUAGUAAAUGGCUUCAAAUUUUUUUGACAACCAAAUGGCUCAUAUUUGACAUGUAUAAUGCCAUAUAUGAUAUAUACUAUAUAUAGUUCAUGCUACCGAUGGAGUUUGAGAAUAUUUUUACGUAAUUCACCUUUGCACGAGUGUGACA
Messenger RNA from Sorghum bicolor (sorghum), 927 nucleotides. RefSeq lists its product as uncharacterized. NCBI's taxonomy places the organism in Eukaryota, Viridiplantae, Streptophyta, Magnoliopsida, Poales, Poaceae. The record is from RefSeq and is a predicted model, not a curated record. The transcript is spliced from 2 exons. Bases 83 to 526 code for a protein of 147 amino acids.